AUGGGUCUUUCUCCAUUUUGUGAUGAAAAUGGUCUCAAGAAAGGGCCCUGGACUCCUGAAGAGAAUCAACAACUUGUCCUUUACAUCCAAAAGCAUGCUCAUAGAAGUUGGAGAUCUCUCCCGAAGCUUGCAGGUCUAAACAGAUGUGGCAAGAACUGUAGGUUAAGAUGGACAAAUUACUUGAGACCUGACAUCAAGAGAGGCAAAUUUUCUCAAGAUGAGGACCAAACAAUUCUACACCUCCAUUCCAUUCUUGUAGUAUUAUGGUCUACGAUCGCCACACACUUACCGGGACGUACAGUCAACGAAAUAAAGAAUUUCUGGAAUACCCAUUUGAAGAAGAAGCUAAUUCAGAUGGGUUUCGCAAUGACCCAUCAUCCAAGAGCCGAUCCGUUUUCAAACAUGGACUCCGUGAACGUGUUCGACAUUUACAGCACCCUCGAGGCUGCUGCGACUCCCCCGAGCAAAAAGAAAGCAAGCAAGAGGCACCAUGGGGAAAGUAGCAAAGCGCCUCAGGCUAAGAAGGCUAGUAAUGCUGGCCCCCCAGAGGACGGGCCCUCAGCCAAUGCAACUCCGCCCUCUCCUCGCGAGCAGCAUACUCCCUAUGCUACAGUCGGAUUGACUCCACCUCCAGCGGCCCCAACCGACCAGACUCAGCAGGCUGGUCUUGCUUCGACUGGGGGCGAUAUAACUGGUCGCGUCUUCAAGUCGGUCAAGGACAGGGUCACGAAGAUUGCAAAGCAUGACCGCUGCCGAGAGGCAAUGGCCGCGACCGAAGCGAUGGACGUCGACCUGAUCUUAAACCGUGCCUUGAAUGAGUUUACCAGUGAAAUGCUGACCCUUACUGCCGGCCGCCUCCGUUCGGGUGCUGUUUCCGAGGAGGCCAAAUCUUUGGAGCAAAGGCAUGCUGAUGAACUUAAAGCUGCCGAAGCAAAUUAUGUCGAACAACUUGCAGUGGUGCUCAAGGAGAAGAAUAAGCUGGCGGAGGAGUUGAAGGAGAAACAAAAGUCUCUGGACAAGGCCAUUGAUCAGAGGGACCAGUACAAGGAGUCUAAUCGCUUCAAUUUCCGCGGUGCCGACUUCAAUUACCUACCUGAGAAUGCAAGAAACGCCGAGCUUGCUCGUUGUACCGCUCAACUGGCAGAGGAAGAAAGAGCGAGGAUUCCUGAUUCCCCUGAGAUCUCGCUGGCCACUGGGAUGGAUGGGGCAGAUAAUGAGGCUGGAUACAACUUUGCUCAUGCCAACACUUGUUUCUAUUCAUCCAAAUGA
Messenger RNA from Humulus lupulus (European hop), 1269 nucleotides. Its product is annotated as transcription factor MYB106. NCBI's taxonomy places the organism in Eukaryota, Viridiplantae, Streptophyta, Magnoliopsida, Rosales, Cannabaceae. The record is from RefSeq and is a predicted model, not a curated record.